Penicillium mononematosum is the source of this 225-nucleotide messenger RNA. RefSeq lists its product as uncharacterized. The coding region runs from base 1 to 225 and encodes 74 amino acids. The transcript is spliced from 3 exons. The record is from RefSeq and is a predicted model, not a curated record. NCBI's taxonomy places the organism in Eukaryota, Fungi, Ascomycota, Eurotiomycetes, Eurotiales, Aspergillaceae.
AUGCCGCAGCUGAGACUGAUCGGCUUCUGUGCGCUUUGCGACCGUGGAAGUUCCAAUCUGAUAUGGCUACCCCCGCAGGACGGCUACCAACAAGGCUAUCCGCCCCAGGGCCAGUAUGGCCCUCCCCCGGGACAGGGGGGAUACUACCCUCCGCAACCACAGAUGCAACCUCAGCCACAGCCACAGCCAGAGAAGAAGGAUAGGGGAUGUCUCAUGGGCUGGUAA